GGCAUUGACAGCUCCAGCGGCCUCCCCUAUUCCUACGACAGCGCCAGGCCCAACCCUCCACCGACGCCUCCGUCCUCGCUAGGGCCAGGCAGCUCCGUCGCCAUUGCCGGCGCGCGCGCAGGCGCAGCAAUGACCUCCUCCUCCGCCGCCUCCUCCUCCCACCUCCAUAUUACCAUCACCAACGCCUCCUCCACCAUCACUACCAACACCAAAUCCCAGUCGCAGCACAACCACUCCAGCAGCGUCUCCCCUCGCAGCGGCGGCUCCGGCGGUGGCGGCUCCGGGAGCGGCAGCGGGAGCGGGACGACCAACCAGGCCUGCGCCGCGUGCAAGUACCAACGCCGCAAGUGCAACCCCGACUGCCCCCUGGCGCCCUACUUCCCCGCCGACCAGCAGCGCCGCUUCCUCAACGCGCACCGCCUCUUCGGCGUCAGCAACAUCCUCAAGACGCUGCGCCGUCUCAAGCCCGAGCUCUGCGAGGCGGCCAUGCAGACGCUCAUUUACCAGGCGGAGAUGCGCGCCAUGGACCCCGUCGGAGGCUGCUGCCGCAUGAUCAUCGACCUCGAGCACACCAGCGAGCUCUUGGCGGCCGAGCUCGCCGCCCUGAACCAACACCUUGAUCUCUACCGCCAGGCCGCAUCCGGCGUGGCCGGCGGGGACGUCAUGGACGGCCCGUGCGCUGACCUCGAGGUCACCUCCUCGAACCACCAGCAGGAGCAGCUGCUCCUCCACGCUGACCAAGAUCAGGUCGUCGACACGCUCUACGUCGCCCAAGAAGUCGCCGACCCGGUGAUACAAAAUGGCGCCGAUCAUGACGACAACCGGCAACCGCAAUAUCACGGUGGACAGCAGCAGCAGCAACUGUACGACUAUUUCUACUACGAGGCAACCGGUGCCGGCGGCGAUGAAGCUGGGAGAAAGCCCGGUGGCAGUGGCGUCGACAUUAACGUCGACGUCAUGCAGCAUUUCGAUUACGACUCCAGCUGUGAGGUUGAUGAUCAUCACAAGGUGGAUCAACUGGAGCCGAUGAUCUCAUCUAGCCUCGAUGAGCACUACCCGAUUGGCCAGAAGGAGUACGAGAUGAAGGUGGCGUCGUUCGUCGAUGUGUUGGACGUUAGGCCGGAGAUGCAGGCGAUGGACGGAAACGCGGACAUCGGCGUUAAGGAGGAGCUUCAGGAGGAGGAGGAGGAGGAUCCCAAGAAUAACAUCGAAUUAAGUAAAGCAACACACAUGGCUGAGUCUUCACAUUGCAGGCUAGGGUUAGGCUUUUAAGUACAUCUCUCAAAUGCGCCAUCAACCCAUUCAUGUGCCAACGUUUGCUUCACUGUUUUUAUAGCGAGAGAGGCUGUAGAAAGUAAGUAUAAUGUUUUUUUUUCAAAUGAGCCGCGGCUCCAUAGCUAUAUUAAUCAAAUAUCAGUAUUACAAGAAA
Molecule: messenger RNA, 1429 nt
Organism: Hordeum vulgare subsp. vulgare (domesticated barley)
Lineage: Eukaryota; Viridiplantae; Streptophyta; Magnoliopsida; Poales; Poaceae
Product: protein IAL1-like
Exons: 1
Coding region: 130-1272 (380 amino acids)
Source: RefSeq, a predicted model, not a curated record